Messenger RNA from Talpa occidentalis (Iberian mole), 2775 nucleotides. It is a transcript of the gene S1PR1, whose product is annotated as sphingosine-1-phosphate receptor 1. Gene Ontology annotation, biological process: angiogenesis; sphingosine-1-phosphate receptor signaling pathway. The record is from RefSeq and is a predicted model, not a curated record. Gene Ontology annotation, cellular component: membrane. Bases 174 to 1322 code for a protein of 382 amino acids. The transcript is spliced from 2 exons. Lineage: Eukaryota; Metazoa; Chordata; Mammalia; Eulipotyphla; Talpidae. Gene Ontology annotation, molecular function: sphingosine-1-phosphate receptor activity.
CUGAGCUAGUUAAAGGCUUCCGAGGAUUCCCCCAGCUGGAAAUUUGGGGCGAGAAUGGACUUAGGUUGUGGUCUCCCUGGCCCUCUCACGUCCAAAGCGCCACCAAAAGCCUGGCUCGCUCACUGACCUACCCGAGAUCGCCCUCUAGCGCUCGUCUGAAGAAACCGCGCACCAUGGGGUCGACCAGCAUCCCGCUGGUCAAAGCCCUUCGCAGCCCUGUCUCCGACUAUGUCAACUAUGACAUCAUUGUCCGGCAUUACAACUACACGGGCAAGCUGAACAUGGGCCCAGACAAGGAUAACGGCAUUAAACCAACCUCAGUGGUGUUCAUUGUCAUCUGCUGCUUUAUCAUCCUGGAGAACAUCUUUGUUUUGCUGACUAUUUGGAAAACCAAGAAGUUCCACCGACCCAUGUACUAUUUCAUUGGCAACCUGGCCCUGUCAGAUCUGCUGGCCGGAGUAGCCUACACUGCCAACCUGCUUUUGUCAGGGGCCACCACCUACAAGCUCACCCCAGCCCAGUGGUUUCUGCGAGAGGGGAGUAUGUUUGUGGCCUUGUCUGCCUCGGUGUUCAGCCUCCUGGCCAUCGCCAUUGAGCGCUACAUCACCAUGCUGAAGAUGAAACUUCACAAUGGGAGCAACAGCUUCCGCUCCUUCCUGCUGAUCAGUGCCUGCUGGGUCAUCUCGCUCAUCCUGGGCGGCCUGCCCAUCAUGGGCUGGAAUUGCAUCACCGCGCUGGCCAGCUGCUCCACAGUGCUGCCCCUGUACCACAAGCACUAUAUCCUCUUCUGCACCACGGUCUUCACUCUGCUUCUGCUGUCCAUUGUCAUUCUCUACUGCAGGAUUUACUCCAUGGUCAGGACUCGGAGCCGCCGUCUGACCUUCCGCAAGAACAUUACCAAGGCCAGCCGCAGCUCUGAGAAGUCCCUGGCGCUGCUUAAGACCGUGAUCAUCGUCCUGAGUGUGUUCAUCGCCUGCUGGGCGCCCCUGUUCAUCCUCCUCCUGCUGGACGUGGGCUGCAAGGUGAAGACGUGUGACAUCCUCUUCAAAGCGGAGUACUUUUUGGUGUUGGCCGUGCUCAACUCCGGCAGCAACCCGGUCAUUUAUACUCUCACCAACAAGGAGAUGCGCUGGGCCUUCGUCAGGAUCAUGUCCUGCUGCAAGUGCCCCAGCGGGGACCCCGCAGGCAAAAUCAAGCGGCCCAUCAUAGCCGGCAUGGAAUUCAGCCGCAGCAAGUCAGACAAUUCCUCGCAUCCCCAGAAAGACGACGGAGACAACCCAGAGACCAUUAUGUCCUCUGGAAACGUCAACUCUUCUUCCUAAAACUGCCGGCUGCCAGUCCAAGGGGAGUGCCCUUGCAUGGCCACCCACCACCCCAAUGCUUGGGGUGCAUUUUUGUGGGUUCAACUGCCACUGGGAGGAGUUUGCUCAGAGCUGGAGAGAGGGAGAGAAGGGCUAAGUUCAGAGCAGCCUGGUGAACCUGGGUGUUGCUGACUGGAGUUCCUUGCAGUGAACAAUGCACUGGGAAGGGCGGGAUCUGGUUCUCCUUGGAAUCCAUUUCCUCCUCCCUGGAGCUUUGAUUUUGUAGUGAGCCAAAGGUCUAGCAUUGUCAAGCUCCAGAAGGGUUCCUUGGCUCCUCCUCAAAGACUGGUGCCCAUGUGAAAGCACUCUCUCUGGAACUUGGAGAUGUUUCUUUGACUUCAGUUGCGAACUGUGUGUUUGUGUUCUUCGCUUGUCUAGAUUUGCUCUACACAUCCACCACCGCCCCCCUUCACCUUUACACCUCUCCUCAAAAUUCUUUUACUUUAUAUUUUAACUUCCUGGCAUGCACCAGAGCUGGAAAUGUGGAUUGGUUUGUUGCUUCAACACCUGUAGCAGGCUGUGUCCAGUAUAGACCUUGAGGAGAUGAAAAGGCAACCCAGGUGUAAAGAAAAUUUCAGCCACUCAGGCCAAAGUUUCCACAUUACUAGGUCAGUUUUUUUCUUGCAUCUUUACAAUGGAAUGUGUUACCACAGAAAUUUGCCUAAGAAAGUCAAGUUGAUUUAAAUGAUGUCAGCCAGGGCUCUUAGUGUCUAGGAGUAAAAACAAAAACAGAAUGAAGACCAGACUUGUAAACCAAGAAAGGUUUGUUAAUAAAAAAAAAAAAAAGCAAGACCAAGGGGGGAUGCAAAUAUUGUUUAAAAAAAAAAAAAGAAAACGAUUAUCAAAAACAUCACUUUUGUAAACCAACAAAACCUUAAUAAAAAAAUGGAACAAAGAAAUGUUCUUAAUGAUUUUGUCUAACAAAUAUACCAUCUGUCUUCAGCACUUUUGUUGAUGUUUAUUUCAGAGUGUUGUGUGAAUCACUUCAACCGACAAGAUGGUGUUUUUGUUGUGUUAAAAGUACUUUUCAUGAUUGUUGAAUGUAUUUUUUUUGACAGAAAUCAUUUUAUUGGAUUUUUGUAACCUGUGUUAACAGUAUUGAAUGUGCUUUAACAGUAUUGAAUGUGUAUUCCUUACGAGAAAACCACCCUCUUAUGCCCUCAAAGCAUUACUUUAACUAUAGUACACAUCAGAAAUUUUUCAGUACAGCUGUUCAUUAGUUAAUUGAAGAUGUGUAUAAAUGUUACAAAGAAUAAAAAUAUAUUUGCUGUGUCUUUAGUAAGGUUUUCAGUGCAAUUAAACAAAGAAACGUCUUGUUUAUUGUUUUUUUUAAAUAGUAUUUAAUAGGUUUCUGAAGUGUGGUCAUUUUGCACAUAGCUUUAUCAACGUUUAAACUAAUAAACUGAAUUUUUCA